This is a messenger RNA of Arachis ipaensis, 1029 nucleotides long. The record is from RefSeq and is a predicted model, not a curated record. Lineage: Eukaryota; Viridiplantae; Streptophyta; Magnoliopsida; Fabales; Fabaceae.
AUGGCGGACCCCUUCUUUCUCGCUCCGGCUGAUCAACCAAGCUUGGUGUUAGUAACACAACAACUUACGGAGGAGAACUAUCAGUCUUGGAGCCGUGCCAUGAAGAAAGCCCUAAAUGCGAAACGCAAACUUGGUUUCGUUACUGAAACUAUUGCUACCUCGCUAGUGUAUGGUGAUUCUGCUGAAGAGUUUUGGAAUGAUCUUAAAGAAAGAUUCCAACAUGGAAAUGGCCCUCGAAUUUUCGAAAUCAAAAGGGAAUUGAUGAAUUUACGUCAGGGUGCCCUAACAGUCUCACAAUACUUCACAAAGAUCAAGGUCCUUUGGGAGGAAUUGAACUCUUAUCGCCCAGUCCAAUGCAAUUGUGGAGAUGCUAAACCGCUUCAAGAAUUCUUGCAAGCUGAGUAUGUGCACUGCUUUCUCAUGGGUUUGGACGAUUCUUUCAUGCAAAUCAGAGGCCAGAUCUUGAUUAUGGAGCCCUUACCUGCAAUAAACAAAGUUCUGUCCUUAGUGGUUCAAGAAGAGAAACACCACUCUUUGGGGAGUUCAUCAGUCUCGAAUCAACUUGCCUUCUUAGUAAGAAACCAGAACAUACCAAAUCCCUCAGGGAAAGGAAGGGGAUUCACAAAGAAGGAUAGACCUUUGUGCUCACACUGUGGAUUGCUUGGACACACAGUGGACAAAUAUUACAAAAUACAUGGUUAUCCACCAAGCUAUGGCAAAGGCAGAGGAACUAGACAAUCUGCGCACAAUAUUACUGAUAAUGUCACUGAGGCACAGUGUCCAGAAUCCAAUUCAAGCCUGACUUUGAAUGCAACUCAGAUCCAGCAGUUAAUGAACUUGUUGAAUAGUCACAAGAUUCAAGAAAUACCAGCAAAUGCAACAACUGAAGUGUCUACUCCAGCAGGUAUUGUCCUCAACACCUCAAUCUCAAAAUCAAAACUAUCAAAACAUGAUUGGAUUCUUGAUAGUGGAGCCACUAUCCAUAUUGCUUGUGAUCUGUCCCUUUUUCAUUCAGUUCACACAUCUUAG